Messenger RNA from Eleginops maclovinus (Patagonian blennie), 3635 nucleotides. RefSeq lists its product as uncharacterized. The transcript has a single exon. NCBI's taxonomy places the organism in Eukaryota, Metazoa, Chordata, Actinopteri, Perciformes, Eleginopidae. Bases 576 to 1220 code for a protein of 214 amino acids. The record is from RefSeq and is a predicted model, not a curated record.
CCAUUGAGCAAUGUACUUUUUGAAGUAGCCCUGUUUCGUGCUGCUGUAAAAGGGGUUUUGUAUAAACAUGGGUCACAAGUGCUGUCAUGCAGAGGCACAAGUCCACAAAACUUGUUAUUUCCUUUUGUAUGAGUUCCUUUGUUUCCAAAUGCAUGAUGUCUUUUCCAUUUCUCUUUUUUUUGUCUUUUUGUCAUUGCUUUUCCUUCUGUCCUCACCACCAUCAUGUUCCUGUUUCAUAAACGCACAAACACGGUCACAGCAGCAGUCAGGAUCAGGACUGUCGGAAGCACACUGCAGUGGUUCUGUUGAACUCAAACGGUAAAACAUGUCAUGGUUCAGAAGGUAUUUCCGUGGCCACCCUCUGCACAGACGCCAUUCCCACCUCCAAACACACCAAACAACGAGACUGGCUCUCCCUGCUCCGCCCAUCCUCCGCAAACCUCCGCCCAAACGGCUCGCUCAAGUUUUCACUGUCUUUGAACGAUGUGGGCCAACGUGUGGACAGUCUUUGUCGUGGCCUGCACUUCAUAGACCGCACCUGCUCCGAGGGGGAGCUGGAGAAGCCAGAGCCCGCUAUGCCACCUGGCGCCGAUCGAAGGGCGCACACACUCAACGGCAAGCUGGCUGCAGCACCCACACACCAGAUCCCAGCCUUCUCCUCAAAUACCCACCCCCAGCUUGUCCCCUCCUUCUCAAACAACUACAAAUACAUGUUGGGCGUCCCUCCCAUCAACUGUCCCCCACCUGACCCUGUCACCAUCGCCCCUCCUCCUCCUCCUGUUUCCAACAACCACCUCCACCCUCAUCACUCUCCGAGCGCUAACUUCCUCCGUCUCCUCCUUCCCUUCUCUCGAUCCUCUACCUCGGCCAGCCUGCACUGCUCUGAGCUGGGCAGCAAUGACUCUCACAUCCACUUCAAGUCCUCCGGCGCCCCGCUGGAAGGCAGUCAGUUUGGGUUCCACGUCGAGGAUCUGCUGGGAGAUGACGACGUGUUUGAGGAGGACCGGAACAGUGUAGCUCGAAGGGGAACAUGCCAGCUGGGCGACCUAGGAGCACUCACCGUGGAUGGGUCAGGUUCUCUGCAAGCCCCCCUGUGUUUUAUGGACCCAGACAGCGACUUGGACUGCUGCCCGUCCCCUUUGUCCGAGAAAACUGGGCCACUGUCACCGUAUUCACUUUCUGGAGACUGGUGCAGGUGGGUGACUGUCUGGAUGGUAUAAUCGACACCCACCCUUCCUUUGACUUGAUAGAGCCCAGAUCCUCCCUGUGCCGUUAACGUGGCAGUGAACCCCAGAGCCCUGUGGCGUAGUGGAGAGCCUCUCAUCCUGUAACUACCCAGCAAAUAUCCUACACCACAGCAGUAUUUGUGCUAAUAACCCCUGUUUGGAGUGGAGCUGACGCAUAGAUGCACAAUGCAACACCAUUAACUGUCCUGAUCCAACCCCUCCCUCGUGUUUUUAACAGAAAUAUGACUUCAUUUCAUACCAUUUCAUUCCACUUCAGUUAUUUCAGUAUCCUUCACUGUGCUGUUUUAAAAAAAAUGUUCUCUGUUAAGAGGUCGAUGAAGCAUUAAAGUGUCUUACAUAGCCUGGCAGAAAUGUGCGAUUGAUUUUGCCUAUAAACUGUCAUCUUUGCAGUAGAGGUGGGAAUAGGGGGCAAUGGCAAUGUUAAGAGAAAGAUAGAGGGUCAGAGGUGAGAGGAGUGUUAGUUCCUCUGAGAAAUAGUGUAACAGACACUGCACAAUAAAAGUUGAUCCUAUGGAGUCUGUCUCAUUAGGUCAACAGGGCCAUCGAAAGUCUUUUUCACUUAACUGUCUGUGUGCAAUCUGAUAGCCAGGCAAAGGUAAGAAGGACAGAGUGUACAGAAUAUUUUGCUAAAGACCAGGUCAUGGCUUCCUGGUCUCUACAGGUCAAGUGUGUAAGCAGUAGAGCUCUCUAAGUUGCCAAGAAAAACAUAUUGAGCCCUACAUAGAUCCAGUUUGGACUCUGUAUCUGUCUGUCGAUGCUUGGCCUUGCAGCUGUAGAAGUGGAUGGAUGACUGUUAAGUCUGAAACACUAAAGAAUUUCAAUUAUAUAUAUAGAAUUUCUCCUUUACCUCUACACUGUGGUCUGUACAUGUUGUUCAGUCCAGAUUAUACAUCCCAUACGUCAGCUGUGUGCUGAGAUAGCAACAUGAGCUUAGAAUUGGCAAGGUGAUCAGAGAUCAGGAGACAGAUUAUUGGCUUCAAAUAGCCUGGGCAGUCUCUGACCUCACACAAACACACAUCGUGGGAGCUUUCUGUCAGGUGGCGUGAGGCGUGAGCUCAGACUGACCUGACCUGUAAAGGUGCUAGCAGGCUGUUGUUUUGAACAGAGGAAUGGCAUGUUACUUAUAAGCUAGCUCUUUCAUUGACAUUUCAGAAAGUAAUGAUUGGAAGUCUUUGAAGAACUGUCACUUCCCUUAUCAGAAAUGUUGCAUUUGAGGGGAAAUUUAAAGGUACACAUUCCCGCUCUAACUUUUGGAAUGCAUUACUUUUCUCAUUUUAUAUUUCCUGACUUUGAAGAAAAUAUGCAUCACAUAUAUAGAUGUACACUAGCUACAGUAGUUGUUUUCAAACUUGCUUUUUGUUGGUGCAUUUCUAUGUUAAUUACACAUCUGUUGAUCAGCAGAAUGGCAUUUAACAGGAGUCUUAACCGCUCUUAGUAUCUUUUUUGUAUCUUCGAAAGUUCUUGCUAUUUUGAACACUUGCACACUCUGCUCUUUAGCACUGUCUUCCUCUUUGGGCCUUAAGCAUGAACUACUAGAGCGGCAGACCGAACAACGUUAUUGUACAGAACAGGCACGGAAACGUAGUUCCAUAUAGCUCCACAGCAUACCUUUCAAGCUUUUACAUUUAACAAUGCAAACCACUGGAGUCUAUCUCAUUUCUAAACUGUCCUCCUGAAGGUGAGUUUCUCAGCGGAUGUAAUAUUCUCUUUUGAAGGAAGCCUUGAGUGGCAAGUGACCUCUUAAGGCACAGAGCAGAGAGGAGUAAACAGAGAGAUGGUUUACUGUUGUGCUGCCUCUUAGGCCGUGUUUUUUCUCUGAUCACUGUGCAAAAGUGAAAUAGAUUUGACUGAAAACAGGCUGAGAACGGUUAGAUAAUAUCACACUGUCCCCUGAAGAACCCCAUGACAUUUUUUUUACAGAAAUGCAAAAAAGCAGAUGGUGUUCUAAAUGAAUUGUAAAAUAAAUAGACAUUUCAGGACAAGAGCAGGGCAAGGAGUAGCGGGUAGGGGGUUUAAAGCGAUACAUUGAGCAGGUGAAGAGUUAAUAGAUGGCCUAAAUGCCAAACGAGAAAUACCAGGAAGCAGACAAGAAUGAACAGGAAGAAAGUGAAUGUCUCACCAUGACAGUAAUGUUGCUGAGCUUGUUUUCCUCUCUUGUUGUUGCUUGAUUUUCUUUUUCUUCUCAGAUUUGAAUCUUAACCUGCUGUUAUGAAUUCUCUGUCAUCUUUAAAUUACUGUAAAACGUGGUUUGUUUUGACUGCUAAAGCCAUGCAAAUUACAUUGUUCCUUCCCCUCCGUUACCUGAUAGUGCUGCUGCUGACACACACACAGUUGAUGUAGCUUCGGGAUUAUUCUGUGAAAUGGAUCAAAUAAACUUUAAAUGACAAA